AUGAAGUAUUACAGCUCAUACCGUUCCCAAGUUUUCGGUGUUGCUAGAAUUUUUGCUUCAUUCAACGAUACCUUCGUCCACGUUACUGAUUUAUCCGGUAAAGAAACCAUUGCCAGAGUCACUGGUGGUAUGAAAGUCAAAGCUGACAGAGAUGAAUCAUCUCCAUACGCUGCUAUGUUGGCUGCUCAAGAUGUUGCUGCUAAAUGUAAAGAAGUCGGUAUUACUGCUGUUCACAUUAAAUUGAGAGCUACUGGUGGUACCAAGACCAAAACUCCAGGUCCAGGUGGUCAAUCUGCUUUAAGAGCUUUAGCCAGAUCUGGUUUAAGAAUUGGUAGAAUUGAAGAUGUUACUCCAGUUCCAUCUGAUUCUACUAGAAGAAAGGGUGGUAGAAGAGGUAGAAGAUUAUGA
Candida dubliniensis CD36 is the source of this 408-nucleotide messenger RNA. It is a transcript of the gene RPS14B, whose product is annotated as 40S ribosomal protein uS11. The record is from RefSeq and is a predicted model, not a curated record. The transcript is spliced from 2 exons. Gene Ontology annotation, molecular function: small ribosomal subunit rRNA binding; mRNA 5'-UTR binding; structural constituent of ribosome. NCBI's taxonomy places the organism in Eukaryota, Fungi, Ascomycota, Pichiomycetes, Serinales, Debaryomycetaceae. Gene Ontology annotation, cellular component: ribosome; cytosolic small ribosomal subunit. The coding region runs from base 1 to 408 and encodes 135 amino acids. Gene Ontology annotation, biological process: maturation of SSU-rRNA from tricistronic rRNA transcript (SSU-rRNA, 5.8S rRNA, LSU-rRNA); ribosomal small subunit assembly; translation.